CUGAAGCUGUUCUGCGCGAUCAUAGGUGUGGCAGACACGUUCCGCGUGGACAUCGACGCGGGUCAGUCAGUUGGAGACUUGAAGAAGGCGAUCAAGCUGGAUAACGCAAAGAUGAUCACGGGCGACGCCAGGAGCCUGAAGCUUUUCCUGGCGAAGAAA
Messenger RNA from Phytophthora sojae, 159 nucleotides. RefSeq lists its product as hypothetical. The transcript has a single exon. The record is from RefSeq and is a predicted model, not a curated record. NCBI's taxonomy places the organism in Eukaryota, Oomycota, Peronosporomycetes, Peronosporales, Peronosporaceae. The annotation marks the transcript as partial.